Molecule: messenger RNA, 2061 nt
Organism: Anopheles nili
Lineage: Eukaryota; Metazoa; Arthropoda; Insecta; Diptera; Culicidae
Exons: 3
Coding region: 1-1137 (378 amino acids)
Source: RefSeq, a predicted model, not a curated record
AUGUCCUGCGCCAGCCGGCGCGUGCUGGAAUCCUGCAAAGCGUCCACCAUCUGCCCGAAGGUUCUGCUCGCCGUCCUGCACGUGGCGCUGCCUGACUUUCGUCCGUUCUGCGUACUGCUCAUCGUCGCGUACUGCCUGUUUUGGGACUGUUCGCUUGAAUCGCGCCCAAUCCCAUCGAGGGCGCCGAUUCUGAGGGUCCUUUGCAACCGGGUUUGGACACUUCGAACGACUCGCCCGAUUGCGACGACCGUGGGUUGCGUCCUCGGAAUUGGCACCAUUGUUUUCUUGGUUUACUGCAUCCUGCCGAGCUGGGUGAGUCUUGUGGUGGCGGGAAUCCUCGUGUACUGGGAUCCAUGGCAUGCUGAACCCGUUCAGGUCUCGAGCAAUCCAACAGGAUCUGAAGACACCCUCACGGAGCAAGAACUAGCCGAAUUUGUGCCCGAGCUUACCGAUGCCAGCCGGGUGUUGUUGCAGGUGGUUGGAGAGCAGGGUGCGGCCGUUGUUCCCGCAGCAGACGGGAAGAUUGCCGAUGCUGGGCAACUACGGGCCGAGGAAGACGAGGAGCUCUAUCUGAGCACGAUGAUUCCAGAGGCCAACAGCAAUGAUUUCGAAUCAGCAGAACUCAGCGGUUCGAGCAGUGAUGAGCUGUUUUGUCCGGAAGGGCCGGUUCUACGGAAGCACGUGGCCGGUCGUCAGCAAGCUCACGGUCGGGGCAAUUCCACCGCCACAACCGGAGACCGACCAAUCGAGUUCAAGAGCAGCCAUUUUAACGCCAACAGCUCGUCGGAUUCGGACGACAACAUGUCUCGAGGGUUGUGCUUUAACGAUGAGAACGACGAGGAAGGCCGCCCAAGGCAUGAUCGAAUGAGUGCCAGCAGUCUCGCCAGUAACGUCCUGGUGGAUACGGUCUUCCGACGUCUGCUGGACACCGCCACACAACCUUCGGUGCAGCAACCACUCCUAGCGCUGCAGCCAGCUGUGCUGCAAAGUGUUGGGCUCGAUCUCCGGAAACCCGUCGGUGGUACGAUACGAGCGGUACGGGGGCAGCCGGUAGCAGAGGUGAACGAUGAAUCGACCGACGGGGACGAGGAUAGCGAUUUUGAAAUGCUAAACUCGGAGGAGUUGAACAGCUUAUGAGCGUACGGCGGUGCGGCUCGCUGUUGAAAGGUUGAGGAUUUGUUUUAGGGAGCUCCAUUUCCCACCUUCGUUUGAUUGAUCGUGUUGCCAUCCCGGUCGUAGGCUGCUGUUUGCACCGUCCCCGUGGCGACCCUAACGUGUAAAUCUUGUGGAUGGUAUCUUACGCUAAUGGUUAGAUAUUACCAUUAAUUUUUUUGUCAAGGAUUUACAUGCUUCCUACACUCGCUUCGCCCUGUUUUUGCUGCACAGCACAAGGACUAAGGGAAAACCUUAAAGGUAUCGAUAACAGUACUACGCGCCAUAGUAUUCUACAUCGUCGAGACGUGUUUCUAAAACGACGAUGUUGUAUUUUCUUUCCGUCGACCAACUGCAUUCAUUUGGCGCAUCAAAUGAAACCAUAGGUGAUUUUUUUGCUGAAUGCCACUAUGCUUCAGGGUUUUUUUUCUACAUAAAAGCCAUGCUCGAGUGGAUGCAUUCACUGGCCAAAGAUUUGUAGCCAACGUGACUCGUCUGUGAGGCUUGGCUAGUUUGGUAAAAUUAAUGAACCAAUUCUGAUUGCGUUAUGAAUUUGGUUUCUACUAUUGAUACUCCUUGCUUUUUCAUUAUAACUUCGUUACCCAACGCUGUUUUUAUUCAGUUCUAGUCUAGCUUUAGUGAAAACUCCAUUGCAGUUAUAGCAUUGAAUGAAUUAUUCAAAAUUGUAGCAACACUAAAAUAUUGUUGAAAAAAAUCAAAAAAAAAAUGCGUGUAUGAAAUGUGAUAUAAUUACAUUAUCGUCAAAAGAAGGCCCUCUCAAACAGAGUGCUGGUGAACGAUAAACUAAAUUUAAUCUGUAAAGACUACUAACAGGAGAUUCAAUGAAACAUUGAUAAAUUGUCAGAUUUGAAUUAUAUAAGCAAAAAUAAAAAUUUUAAUCAUAUUGUG